Molecule: messenger RNA, 1487 nt
Organism: Helianthus annuus (common sunflower)
Lineage: Eukaryota; Viridiplantae; Streptophyta; Magnoliopsida; Asterales; Asteraceae
Product: E3 ubiquitin-protein ligase SINAT2
Exons: 4
Coding region: 381-1274 (297 amino acids)
Biological process (GO): ubiquitin-dependent protein catabolic process; multicellular organism development
Cellular component (GO): cytoplasm
Molecular function (GO): zinc ion binding; protein binding; ubiquitin protein ligase activity
Source: RefSeq, a predicted model, not a curated record
UUUUCUAGUAAAUAAAAGUUAAAAUGAUAACAUGAAGCCAAAUCUAAAUUCAAAACAAGACAAGAACAAACAUUUGAAACCAUUGUUUGUGCAAUCAAUCCCCUUAGCUGUUAAACACAAUCCCAAUAUUUAUUUCAAUCUCAACCGUCCCACAAUUCACACAAUUGAAUGAAACCUGGGAUUUCAAGUUUACACAGAUCUUCAUUUCAUUAAAUGCAUUCGAUCUGUCUCAUCUAUUAAAAACCCAAUCUUGAUGUGCCAUUACAACAAAACCCUUAAUUGCUCAUGGGUUUCUUGAUCUUGGGUUAUAGGUACUGAAAUAUUAUCAUCUGGGGUUUGCUGUUCUUGAAGCGAGUCAAACGGCACCCGACAGCAAAAGUAUGGCUCCGGGAGGUAACGUUUACGAGGAUGUAACCGAAUCAUGCACUGAUUACGGUGUCAAAAGCAGCCUCAGAUCGUGCGGUUCUGCCAGUGGUAGGCUCGGAAUGACGUCAAACAGCGGUGUGCAUGAGCUGCUUAAGUGUCCGGUGUGCGUAACCGUAAUGUACCCACCCAUUCAUCAGUGUCCAAACGGUCACACGAUCUGUGUCGUUUGUAAAACGAAAGUGCAAAAUGUUUGCCCGAUGUGUCGUGAAGAGCUCGGAAAUAUACGGUGUUUAGCUUUGGAGAAAGUUGCGGAGUCGAUUGAGCUGCCUUGCAAGUACAGUUGUUACGGGUGCCAAGAUAUUUUACCGUAUCAUAGCAGAAUCAGGCAUGAGAAGAACUGCAAGCACCGGGGGUAUAAUUGUCCUUACGCAGGUGUGGAAUGUCCCGUCACCGGUAAUAUACCGUUCAUUGUGGCGCAUCUCAAAGCCGAUCACAAUGUUGAUAUGCACGAUGGAUGUAGUUUCAAUCACCGUUAUGUGAAGCCGAAUCCUCAUGAAAUUGAGAAUGCUACUUGGAUGUUAACCGUUUUCAACUGCUUUGGGUACCAAUUUUGCUUGCAUUUCGAAGCGUUUCAUCUGGGAACAACGCCAGUCUACAUGGCGUUUUUGCGUUUCAUGGGGGAUGAAAACGACGCGAAUAAAUUCAGCUACAGCCUCGAGGUUGGAGGAAAUGGAAGGAAAAUGAAAUGGCAAGGAAUCCCGAGAAGCAUUCGCGACAGUCACAAAACGGUUCGUGACAGUCUUGACGGGCUGAUUAUAACGAGGAAUGUAGCGUUGUUCUUUUCUGGUGGAGAUGGCCAGGAGUUGAAGCUCAAAGUGUCGGGCCGGAUAUGGAAAGAACAGUGUUAAAAGUUGGAAUCUGAAACUUCAUCACCGCGUUAUUCGACAUGUGAUUUGUAUACAACAAAGUUACAUCUAACACAACAAACCCUUGUUGGAUGUGGUACUAUGUGGUCUUUGAUUGUACUUUUUGUAUGCUAAGUAAAUUUGAUGUACACAAAUCACUAAAGAAAAUGUUUAGCUUAAAGUAGGCAAGAUGAUGAUGUUUGACCUGAGAGUUCA